AUGAAUACCUCUUCAUCAAUGAAUAGUCCCGAAUUCAUAGAGAUACAGACAAAUAUUACGAGCAGGAAUGAGGAACAGAGAAACGUGGGAGUGGAGCUUUUCAAAUCACAGGUAGAGAAAUUAUACCGUGAAUAUUCAGCAGAAAACUUUAGCAAGUUAAUAGAUGACAUAUAUAAAUGGAUUGGGGAGUUAUUGAGUUCUAGAGAGUUGAAUGACCGUAUAGCUGCCAUCAUACUGAUAGACGUUCUAAUCGACAUUAAGUAUGAUGAUCAGAGAAAAAUCAAUAGAACACGAUUUUCCCAAUACCUAAGAAAUAUUCUUGCCAAUCAAUCAAACGAAUCCCAAAUUGUUCUCAUGGUUGCCAAGACUUUUGGUAAACUCGCAAGAGCAAGUGACUCAUCAACAUCAAAAACACUGACUGCUGAAUGGGUUGAAUUCGAAAUUAAAAGAGCAUUGGAAUGGCUCAAAGGUGACGAUAACAACAAUAAGAAGAAUGACGACGGAAAGCGAUAUGCCGCAGUUUUUGUUCUGAAAGAAUUGGCAGAAAAUGCACCAACACUUUUCUAUGGACACGUACAAAGUUUUCUGAGUGUCAUAUGGAAUGGUCUAACUGAUGUAAAUGUUGGUGUUAGAACUGGUUCCGUACAGGCUUUGCACGCUGUUUUAGGACUCAUCUCUGAACGUCCGACCAACUUUCGUAACAUUUGGUACCAAGAUAUUUACAAUCAAACAAAUAGUAAUUUCAAGAAUACAAAAACAGAAGUUGUGCAUGGAGCUUUGUUAGCAAUUGGCGAGUUAUUGGGAUUUGCAGGAAAUGUACUUAAGGAUGAAUUUGACACUAUUUGUAAAACCAUUCUUGAUUUUCAACAACAUAGAGAUAGAAUGGUGAGAAGAGCUGUCAUUGAGCUGAUUCCAGUUUUGGCGAAAUUCUAUGGUGAGCGUUUCAAUGAAAAAUAUCUUCACAAGUCCAUCAAUCUCAUACUGGAUGCAAUCAAGAACGGAUUUGAAAGACAACCAUCAUUCCUCGCAUUGGGUGAGUUGACCACCCGUGUCGGCCAACCUAUCAAGAAAUAUGUGGACGAUAUUUUUAAUGUUAUCACAGAGUAUGGACUGAAAAUUAAGAAGAAAAACUUCUGUGAAGAGGCUUUGACAUGCAUUAGUGACAUUUCAAAAGCAGUAGGAGAAACUGUCUCGGUGCGUAUUUUGCAUUUGCUUCCUUCCAUGUUUGCUGGCGGUUUAUCACCAGCAUUAAUUCAAUCUCUCACAAUUAUUUCUAAGGAGAUUCCAGCCUUGCUUCAACCAAUUCAAAAACGUGUCUUGGAUACCAUUUCUCAAAUUUUGGCAAGACAACCCUUCAAUACUCUCAAUCCUGUGACUCCUCCAACACAAUUUGCUCCUCAUAUCGAAGCCUCACUUUAUAGUACCCCUACCAUUGUUUUUGCUCUCAAAACAUUGGGCAGUUUCAAUGUCAAGGGUCACAAUUUAAUAGAUUUUGUUCAUGAUUGCGUUGUGAAAUAUCUGGAUGAUGAUAUUCCAGCCAUUAGAAAGGAAGCAGCAAAAACUUGUUGUCGACUUUUAGUGAGUCAAGGAAAACCACCUGUUAAAGGUCAUUUUGGAUCAGUCGUUGGAGAUGUUCUUGCUAAACUGUUAAUUGUUGGUAUUACUGAUACCGAUUUUACCAUUCGAUAUGCAGUAUUAUCAUCAUUGGAGCCAAAAUUCGAUCACUAUUUGGCACUAUCAGACAAUUUACGAUCCUUAUUUAUUGCUUUAAAUGACGAAGUAUUCGAAAUUCGAGAAGUUGCAAUUUCUAUCAUUGGUAGAUUGAGCAUUAGAAAUCCUGCAUUCGUAUUACCAUCACUGAGAAAAGCUCUCCUUCAACUAUUAACAGAGUUGGAAUAUAGCCAAGAUUCUAGAAGUAAGGAAGAGAGUGCCAGAAUGCUUGGACAUUUAAUUGUUGCAGCUCCUCGGUUAAUUAAGCCAUAUGUCUCCAGUGUUCUUAAAGUUCUCAUGGAACGCAUUAAGGACAAUAAUCCAAAUGUUUCUUCAUGCGUUUUGGAUACUACCGGAAAGCUUGCAGAAGUUGGUGGAAUGGAUAUUGCAGAUUUUAUUGAUGAUUUGCUACCAUCGGUGAUUGAAACAUUGCAAGAUCAAAGCUCAUCAGUUAAGAGAGCAAUGGCUGUGAAGACACUUGGACAAAUUGUGGCCAGCACUGGUUAUGUCAUUACUCCUUACAUCAAAUAUCCUAAUUUAUUGACUUUACUGUUAGCAAUCCUCAAAUCUGAGGAAGAUUGGUCAACAAGGAGAGAAAUAAUCAAAGUGUUGGGUAUCAUCGGAGCGAUUGAUCCAUAUCAACACAAAGUUCAACUCGAGUCUGCGAAAGAGAAUAUGGACACGAGCAGUGACAUUAUCCCAGGUUUGAGCCCUUCUUCUGAAGAAUAUUAUCCUACCGUUGCUUUCAAUGCUCUCAUUAGAAUUUUAACGGAUCCGUCAUUAUCAUUGCAUCAUCUUUCUGCCAUUCAAGCGGUAAUGUUUAUUUUCACAAGUUUGAAUAUGAAAUGUGUACCAUUUUUACCUCAAGUCAUGCCUCCAUUCUUGAAUUUGAUUAGAAAUUGUGAGCCAAAUAUUCGAAACACAGUAUUCCAACAAUUGAGUUUGCUCGUGUCCAUUGUAAAGCAACACAUUAGAAAUUAUUUGGAUGAAAUUUUUGUCCUCAUUCAUGAUUUUUGGGACAGCUCUUCAUCGGAUACAGAUUUUAAAGAACAAAUUAUUUCUCUCGAGGAAGAGAUAUGUACAGCAUUGAAUGAGCAAUUCAAACCAUAUUUACCUGAUGUAAUUCCUCAACUUUUGAGCGUGCUUCAAACUCCUCCACAACCUAAACCAGCAAAGAAAGCUUUGCAUGCGCUUAUUGUUUUUGGACGACAUUUGGAAGAAUAUUUGUAUUUAGUCGUUCCAACAGUUGUCAAACUCUUUGAAGCUCCAACUGCCACACCCGUUUUAAAGAAAGAAGCCAUCCGAUGUAUUGGAAAAUUGAGUAGAAUUUUGAACUUUUCAGAAUAUUCCUCUAGAAUUAUUCAUCCACUUUCUCGUGUUCUGAAAGUACAGAAUGCUGAGAUUCGACAAGAGGCAAUGGAUACAUUAUGUAAUAUUAUUCACCAAUUAGGAAGUGAUUUCUCAAUAUUUAUUCCAAUGGUGACCAAAGUCUUAACGCAAUAUAACAUUACUCAUCAAAGAUAUAAUGAACUCAUUUUCCAUUUACUCAAAGGAUUACCACUUCCAAAUAUACCGGAAGACGAGGAUGAGACUGGACAUUCUCUCUCAGGUGAAGAUACUUCCACAGAGAUCAAGAAAAUGGUGAUCAAUCAAAACAGUUUGAGAAAAGCAUGGGAAGCUUCUCAAAGAGCAACGAAAGACGAUUGGAUUGAAUGGAACAGAGGUUUCUCUGUCGAGUUGUUGAAGGAGUCUCCAUCUCCUGCAUUGAGAUCCUGCUCUGCACUUGCUCAAGUUUAUCAUCCUCUCACUCGAGAGCUUUUCAAUGCAGGAUUUGUGAGCUGUUGGUCUGAAUUGGAUGAUAAGGCACAAAAUGAAGUGGUUCGUGCUCUUGAAAUGGCUUUUUCAUCACCAGAUUUACCUCCUGAAGUUCUUCAAACAUUACUCAAUUUGGCAGAAUUUAUGGAACAUGAUGAAAAUCCUCUACCAAUUGCUAUUAGUGCCUUGGGUGCACUUGCUGAAAAGUGUCAAUGUUAUGCAAAAGCAUUGCACUAUAAGGAAAUUGAAUUCCAACAAAAUCCAAGCGCUCUCAUUGAAGAUUUAAUCAGUAUUAACAAUCAACUUCAACAACAUGAAGCUGCCAUGGGUAUCUUGAAAUAUGCUCAAAAGAAUCACAGUAUUGAGUUGAAAGAAUCAUGGUAUGAGAAACUUCAAAGAUGGAAAGAAGCCUACGACGCCUACAGUAUCAAACAAAAACAAAAUCCAUAUGAUCAAAGUUUGACAUUGGGCAAAAUGAGAUGUCUCAAAGCAAUUGGAGAAUGGGAAAAACUGUUUAAAUUAUGUCAAGACUCAUGGAAUUCUGUGAGUGAUAGCAUUAAGGAAGAGAUGGCACCAAUGGCAGCUGCUGCAGCUUGGAAUUUAGGUGAAUGGGAAAGCAUGAGAAAUUAUGUGAAUAUUCUAAGUGAGGAUACAAGUGAAGGUGCCUUCUUUAGAGCUAUUUUAGCCAUUCACCAAAAGGAUCACCACAAUGCACAAGUUUUGAUUGAUAAUACACGUAAAGUGCUUGACACAGAAUUGGCAGCUCUGGUUGGAGAAAGUUAUAACAGAGCAUAUGAUAUUAUUGUUACUGUACAGCAAUUGUCUGAAAUGGAAGAAAUCAUUCGAUAUCAAAGAGCUGAAGAUGAAGAAACCAAAUCAAUCAUCCAUCAAAUAUGGAUUAACAGAUUGGCAGGAUGUAAGAGAAAUGUGGAACAUUGGCAAAACAUCUUAUCUGUUCGAAAAUUAGUCAUUCCUGAAAGACAAGAUCUCUCUACAUGGCUCAAGUUUGCCUCUAUUUGUAGAAAAUCAAACAAGAUCAAAAUGAGUGAGAAGAUUCUACAAAAAUUGGUUGAUGGAAUUAUAUUGAGCGAAGAACCUGAGAAGCUUUUAGUGUCGCCAGAUGUACAUCCAAAGAUUUCCUAUGAAUACUUUAAACACAUGUGGGCAGAAGGUAAACAAAUGAAGGCAUUCGAACUCAUGAAUCAAUUUGUAUAUAAUAUCCAAUGUGACAAUCAAUUGAAGGCUAGGGCAUGUUUAACAUUGGGACAAUGGCAAAAGGUUUUGUAUAGACAACAUGGCGGUUUAGACGAGAGCAAACUUCCUCAAAUAUUGUCGCAUUUCAAGGCAGCAACAGAUUUUGAUAAGGAAUGGUACAAGGCUUGGCAUGAAUGGGCACUAUUGAACUCUGAAGUUGUUUCUCAUGUCGAAAAGAAACAACAAGGCACUGCCAGAAGUAUGGAGUCCAUGACCAUUUAUUUGAUUUCCGCCUUGACUGGAUUCUUUAACUCAAUUAAUCUCAGUCCAGACCGAAAUUCAAGCUUACAAGAUAUUUUACGUUUGUUGACAUUGUGGUUCAAGCAUGGUGCCAUGAAAGAAAUUGAAAAGACCUUGGUGGAUGGUUUCAAUACAGUCAGUAUUGACACUUGGCUUGAAGUAAUCCCACAAAUCAUUGCUCGUGUCAACUCACAUGUUGGUCCCGUACGUAAAUUGAUUCAUAAGCUCCUUUCAAAGGUUGGCAAAGUGCAUCCUCAAGCGCUGGUGUAUCCAUUGACUGUCUGUUCUUACUCGCAGUCAUCGUCAAGAAAGAAAGCUGCGGAAUCAUUGUUGAACUCUAUGAGACAAAACAAUCCAGUUCUCGUGGAGCAGGCCCUUAUGGUGAGUCAUGAACUUAUUAGAGUAGCUAUCUUGUGGAACGAGUUGUGGCAUGAGGGACUUGAAGAAGCCUCAAGACUCUACUUUGGAGAACAUGAUACUCCAGGCAUGCUCAACACCCUCAAGCCGCUUCAUGAGAUGAUUCAAAACCCAGAGACUCUCAGUGAGAUUGCUUUCACUCAAGGUUUUGGAAGAGAUCUCCAAGAUGCCUGGGAGUACUGUAAAAAGUAUCAAAAGACAAGAAAAGAAAAAGAACUCUCUCAAGCUUGGGAUUUGUAUUAUCAUGUCUUUAGAAGAAUUAACAAACAAUUACCACACAUGAUGAAGUUGGAGUUGCAAAUUGUUUCACCAAAGCUCCUUGAAGCUAGCGAUCUUGAGUUGGCUAUUCCUGGAACAUAUAAGAGUGGCCAACAAGUGAUCAGAAUUGCAAGCUUUGCCCGUCAACUUAGAGUGAUUUCUUCAAAGCAAAGACCAAGAAAGCUUAAAAUCUUUGGUAGUGAUGGUAAUGAAUAUCAAUUCUUGUUGAAGGGACAUGAAGAUUUGCGUCAAGAUGAAAGAGUUAUGCAAUUGUUUGGACUUGUAAAUACAUUAUUGAAAAAUGAUCCAGAAACCUCAACUAGAGACUUGAGUAUUAAGAGAUACUCUGUCAUUCCUUUAAGCUCAAAUGCUGGUUUAAUUGGAUGGGUUGACAACUGUGACACAUUACAUGCUCUCAUUAAGGAGUUCAGAGACAGCCGAAAUGUCUUGUUGAACAUUGAGCAUAGACUUAUGCAACAAAUGGCUGUUGAUUAUGACAAUUUAACUCUCAUGCAAAAGAUUGAAGUUUUCGAAUAUGCUCUCGAAAAUACCACUGGUCAAGACUUGUACAAGGUGCUUUGGUUGAAGAGUCGAAACUCAGAAGUAUGGCUUGAAAGAAGAACCAAUUAUACUCGAUCAUUGGCUGUCAUGUCUAUUGUUGGUUAUAUUUUGGGUCUUGGUGACAGACAUCCAAGCAAUUUGAUGUUAGAGAAAUCCACUGGUAAAAUUGUACAUAUUGAUUUUGGUGAUUGUUUCGAAGUAGCCAUGCACAGAGACAAAUUCCCAGAAAAAGUGCCAUUCAGACUCACUCGAAUGCUCAUUAAUGCAAUGGAAGUAUGUGGAAUUGAAGGUACCUUCAAAUCGACCUGCGAAAGUGUCAUGAGAGUGUUGAGAGACAACAAAGAUUCUGUAAUGGCCAUGUUAGAGGCAUUCGUUCAUGAUCCUUUGAUUAAUUGGCGUUUAUUGGAAACUCAAACAGAAAAUGAAGAGGAAAAUAAUCAUGUACAAAAUCAAUCCAUGCAAAAUAUGACCCAUAACAUCCCACAAGACAUGAGCAAUGGCGAUUCUCAAGAAAAUGAAUCACCUCAAACUGUUUCUUCCUAUACUGAACAUGACAGCUUGCAUUAUCCUUCAAGAUCUGUUCGUGAAAAGAAUCUUCGUAGAACUUUGCAGAGUGAUGAAUCUGAAGAAGAAUCUUUAAAACAACCUGAAGCACUCAAUCAAAGAGCCCUUACAGUUAGUCAUAGAAUUGAAAGCAAGCUCAUUGGUAGAGAUUUUGUUGAUGAAGAUGAAGAAGAACCAACAGAUGAGGAACCAGUAACUCUUAACUGUUCAGAGCAAGUCGAAUUACUGAUCGAACAAGCAACAUCCAAUUCUAAUUUAUGCCAAAUGUACAUUGGUUGGUGUGCGUUCUGGUAA
This is a messenger RNA of Naegleria fowleri, 7113 nucleotides long. RefSeq lists its product as uncharacterized. Gene Ontology annotation, biological process: TOR signaling; negative regulation of macroautophagy. The transcript is spliced from 2 exons. Gene Ontology annotation, cellular component: TORC1 complex; TORC2 complex; nucleus. The record is from RefSeq and is a predicted model, not a curated record. NCBI's taxonomy places the organism in Eukaryota, Heterolobosea, Eutetramitea, Acrasida, Naegleriidae. Gene Ontology annotation, molecular function: protein-containing complex binding; protein binding; protein serine/threonine kinase activity. The coding region runs from base 1 to 7113 and encodes 2370 amino acids.